AUGUGCGGCCCGCCCCCCGCGGAGGCGGCGCCGCUGCUCGCGUCGACGCGGCCGACGGCGUCGCUGCGGUGCGCCGCCGUCGUCAGCGCCGCCCUCUGCCUGCUGGCCUACGCGGCGCGCGGCCCGGCGGGUGCGCUCGCGCCCGCGGCGCUGGCCGUCGAGGCCGACGGCCCGGCCACCGACGGUCCCCCCGGCGGCUGGGCGCGGGUCCUCGACCGCCACCUGCUCGACGGCGACCCGCGGGCCGUGUGCAACGACGGCACCCCGGCCCUCUACUACUACGCGCCCGCUUCGCGCGGCGGCGCCGCGUGGGUCGUCCACCUCCAGGGCGGCGGCGCCUGCGUGAGCGCGGACGAGUGCGCCGCCAACGAGGCGGCCUACGCCGCCAAGGGCCAGACCUGGCACUUCUCGUCGAAGGCCUCGAAGGAGCACCUCGGCGCGGCCCCGGGCACGAUCCUGAGCGACGGCGAGAGCGCUCUGCUCGGCGACGCGCACGCCGUCUACGUCUGGUACUGCUCCUCCGACGCCUGGGUCGGCGACCGGGGCGCGUCGGACGCGACGGGCGGGCGCCACUUCCGCGGGUCGCGCAUACUCGACGCCGUCUUCGACGACCUCGAGCGGAACCGCGGCCUCGGCGCCGCGGGCGCGGAGACUCUGGUCGUGUUCUCGGGGUCGUCCGCGGGCGGCCGCGGCGUCGUCCAGCACGCGGACCGGCUGGCGAAGCGGGUCCGGGAGACCUGCGGCGGGACGCUCCUCGCCGUCGUCGACUGUGUGGAAAUCAACCACUGGUUUGGGGGCCCCCCACCAAACUUCAGAACUCUCUAUCUCGGCCAAUUCGAAGUCGAUUCGGCUGAUUUUUGGACGAAUCGAUUGCUCUCGUCGAGUUCUUGA
Aureococcus anophagefferens is the source of this 891-nucleotide messenger RNA. RefSeq lists its product as hypothetical. NCBI's taxonomy places the organism in Eukaryota, Pelagophyceae, Pelagomonadales, Pelagomonadaceae. The transcript has a single exon. Bases 1 to 891 code for a protein of 296 amino acids. The record is from RefSeq and is a predicted model, not a curated record. Gene Ontology annotation, molecular function: hydrolase activity.